AUGGCCUCCUACAGCUCCUCCGCCCAAACCGCCUCCUCCUACCGCCGCACCUUUGGCCAAGGCACCUACGCCUCACCCUCCCUCAACCGCUCAUUUUUGGGCCAGAGCGGUGGUGCCGGGGGCCACGCCACCUCAAGGGUCUACGAGGUGACCCGGAACAAGUCGGCGCCCGCUUACCGCGUCUCCUCCAGCUACUAUGGCGGGCCGGUGGCAGCGUCAAGGGCCUCCAUGUCCCGCUCCCACGCCGGCAUGGGCGAGACGCUGGACUUCAGCCUGGCCGACGCCCUUAACCAAGAGUUCCUGACCACGCGGACCAACGAGAAGGUCGAGCUGCAGCACCUGAACGACCGCUUCGCCAGCUACAUCGAGAAGGUGCGCUUCCUGGAGCAGCAGAACCAGGCGCUGGCGGUGGAGGUGGAGCGCUUGCGCGGCCGCGAGCCCACACGCAUCGCCGACCUGUACGAGGAGGAGAUGAGCGAGCUGAGGAGGCAGGUGGAGAUGGUGACCAAUCAGAGGUCUCGCGUGGAGGUGGAGCGGGACAACAUGGUGGAUGACCUGGACAAGCUCAGAAACAGACUCCACGAGGAGAUGCUCCAGAAAGAGGACGCAGAAAACAACCUGGCUGCUUUCAGAGCGGAUGUGGACGCUGCCACUCUGGCUCGUCUGGACCUGGAGAGACGCAUCGAGACGCUGCAGGAGGAGAUUGCCUUCCUCAAGAAGAUCCACGAAGAGGAGAUCCGUGAGCUGCAGACCCAGAUGCAGGAAACCCAGGUCCAAAUCCAGAUGGACAUGUCCAAACCGGACCUGACGGCGGCACUGAGGGACAUCAGAGCACAGUACGAAGGCAUCGCCGCCAAGAACAUCUCAGAGGCCGAAGACUGGUAUAAGUCCAAGGUGUCUGACCUGAACCAGGCGGUGAGUAAGAACAACGACGCACUGAAGACGGCCCGUCAGGAGACCAUGGAGUUCAGACACCAGAUCCAGUCCUACACCUGUGAGAUCGACUCGCUCAAAGGCACCAACGAGUCCCUUAUGAGGCAGAUGAGGGACAUGGAGGAGCGUCAUGGACGCGACGCCGGCGGCUUCCAGGACAACGUCGAGCGGCUGGAGGCGGAGAUCGCCAACAUGAAGGACGAGAUGGCGCGCCACCUCCGCGAGUACCAGGACCUGCUCAACAUCAAGAUGGCGCUGGAUGUGGAGAUCGCCACCUACAGGAAGCUGCUGGAAGGAGAGGAGAGCAGAAUUGCCUUGCCUGUGCAGAGCUACUCCACCCUGAGCUACCGAGAGACCAGCCCUGAACACCAGCCGCGGGCCACUGAGAUGCAUUCAAAGAAAACUGUUCUCAUCAAGACCAUCGAGACCCGAGAUGGAGAGAUUCUCACUCUGACCGCUGUGUUUCCCGCCUCGCAGGUCGUCAGCGAGUCGACGCAGCACCAGCACGACAUCAUGUAA
Messenger RNA from Limanda limanda (common dab), 1452 nucleotides. RefSeq names its product desmin-like. Gene Ontology annotation, biological process: skeletal muscle organ development. Gene Ontology annotation, cellular component: cell-cell junction; Z disc; intermediate filament. NCBI's taxonomy places the organism in Eukaryota, Metazoa, Chordata, Actinopteri, Pleuronectiformes, Pleuronectidae. The record is from RefSeq and is a predicted model, not a curated record. Bases 1 to 1452 code for a protein of 483 amino acids. The transcript has 9 exons.